This is a messenger RNA of Colletotrichum scovillei, 1839 nucleotides long. RefSeq lists its product as uncharacterized. Lineage: Eukaryota; Fungi; Ascomycota; Sordariomycetes; Glomerellales; Glomerellaceae. Bases 1 to 1839 code for a protein of 612 amino acids. The record is from RefSeq and is a predicted model, not a curated record. The transcript is spliced from 2 exons.
AUGGCUGCAGGAGCGAAGACUCGAGCUGUCAACAUUCAGGAUCUGCCAGAUGACGUCCUGGGCCACAUUUUCGACCAUGUCGCUCAAGUGGUCGACAUUGCACAAAAUCCCGAUGCCGCGGCCAGUAUCGAGGUGGUGGAAGUCAACUUGGCCUCCUUCUCCAAGGGGCUCGCCGAAAAUUUCAAAGCUUUUCAAGAGUAUCAGCGUGCCCUUGCACAAGAGAGAAAGAAAGAGGUCGCAGAAAGGUUGGAGAAGAUGAAGGCUCAAGACGUAAUACCCUCAGGGCUGUGUACCAUUCCAUGUACCCAGGAGCUCCUAGACCAGCUGACUACCGAGUGCAACGACGUGGAGAAGGCUGCCCGCAAACGAAAACCAAAGGGGCCUCACCACCGAUUGAUGCUUUCGGUGCAUGCGGAGUAUAGGCGUCGAUUCCAAGAGCAGAGGGAGUUGUGCAGUGUCUCCCACAGCUCGCUCAUCAAAUGGAUCGCAGAUGCACUGGCGAGAAUGCCCAACCUACAAGCCCUCAAUAUCAAUGAUGACGACGACUAUCCCGACCCCGACCCCGACUCGGACUGCAACUCAACCUACCUCAGUGGUGGACUAUUCAAGAUGAUGACGGCACCUAUGAGUUGGGAGACGUCAAACGCUACUUUUGCCAUGCCAGGUUUCCCUUCUCAGCGCUGGCUGGUAGAGUUGCCCGCUGCGCUGGCGAAUCGCGGCGUCCAAGUCAAGGAAUUCUCCAUCGGCGUCGGUGCUUGCAAAAAGGAUCUCUAUGCACAUCUCGACCCGGCUCGUGGCAAGUUUACCAAAAGUCUUACCAAAUUCGCAGCGAGUCUCCAAAAGUUGACAAUCAACUUCCACUCGGAUGAUAGUGUCGACGCCCUCGAGACUUUUGCAACUGAUCCGGUACCCCGAGACUGUGAAGAAUUGCCCACGUUCUUGUCGCCGGUUGCAAACUAUAUCAACGUUCUCUUCCGCGGGGCAUCUGGCCUCCUGAAACUGCAUCUGAGUUUCAAGGCCUUUGACUUUCGCUACCACGAAAACAUGGGAACACCAGAAUGGCCGCCCUUUUCUGCGCUGCUCGACUUCCGGUUUUGGCCUGAUCUGCGAGAAAUUAACUUGUCAUUCUUCAACACCACGAUUCAGGGACUGAAGAGACUUCUUAAUGGCAGACGACAAGACAUGUGUCUGGAUCUGAAGAACUUGCACAUCGUUCAGGAUACGCUACGAGAUGCGCUCGAAUUUCUCCGCGAGAAGUCAGUUCGGUCUGUCCGGGGAAACGGCGCCAACCCUGAAGGUGCUGUCUUUGUCAACAAACUGGACAAGCCGACAGAUGGCCUGAUCGGGACUAAGAUGAGCGUCGAUGAGCUGCAACGCGUCUUUCAACCGGGUCCUGGCCAGCCAUCUGGCCCCAAAAUUCUAGAGCCGAGUUUAGCCCUGCAAUACGUCAGGCGUACCUUGGGAGAAAAUCCUAUACCUUUGACGGCAGCAGCUUCAAUCAUCAAUGCACCGACAAACAGCGAACCCGUGAGCAGGGACUGGCCUAACGGGGCCAACGGGGAAUUUGACGAAGGGGACGAUGAAGAGGACUACUCAGGGAGUGACAUCGACGGGUUUCGCGAAUGGGAGGAUGGCGAGAACCCCAGUGGGUAUGUCCCUGGCGAGGAGCUCAGAGUCAUAAAUUUUUGGCGAAACCGUGGGUUCUAUGGACCGCCAACCUGGAGAGACAUAAAGGCUUACAUGGAUGAGUACGACUCUGAUUCGGACUUCGAUGGAACCUUCUAUAAUAAAGACGACAGAGAGUGGGAGGUGCGUUACAAUACGCGCCGGUAUAGGUAG